AUGUCCAGCUUUGUCGCAGGAUGGAUCCAGCACCUGCUCGUGGGUCCAGAGGCUGCUCCUCUCCCUGAGGAAGUCACACACUGGAACUGCAAUUACGCACAAAAGGGAGAAGGAGGCGUCACCAGCGGCACAGACUCCCAAGGAUCUAGGCCAGUAUAUAAGGGGUGCCAGGGGGACCCCAAGAGCUCCAAGCAGCCGAUGCCAAGGACCUACAUGACAGACACUCCAAGCCACAAUGGCACGCUGGAGGCCCUCAACAGCACGGCCGGCUUACUGGGCCAGUUCUCCUUCAUCCUGGUGGGCAUCCCUGGUCUGGAAGCCUUCCACACCUGGAUUGGGACCCCCCUCUUCCUCAUGUACGUCCUGACUGUGCUGGGGAACGUCACCAUCCUCUUCGUCAUCAAGACGGAGCCCAGUCUCCACCAGCCCAUGUACCUCUUCCUCUCCAUGCUGGCCGCCAACGACCUGGUCAUCAGCACCUCCACUUUGCCCAAGAUGUUGGCCAUCAUGUGGUCAGGCGCCAGGGAGAUCGGCUUCCAUGCCUGCCUGGUGCAGAUGUACUUCAUCCACACCUUCUCCAUCGUGGAGUCCGCCAUCUUGCUGGCCAUGGCCUUUGACCGCUAUGUCGCCAUCUGCCACCCUCUCCACUAUGCGGCCAUCCUUAGCAACACGGUGGUGGCCAGGAUGGGGCUGGCGGCGGCUGCCCGGGGCGUGAUCCUGGUGCUGCCCUGCCCCCUCCUCCUCCUCCAGAGGCUGCCCGGUGGCUUCCGAACGGUCAUCCAGCACACCUACUGCGAGCACAUGGCGGUGGUCAAGCAGGCCUGCAGCGACACGACCGUCAACCGGGUGUAUGGCAUCUGCGUGGCCCUCUCGGUGGUGGUGCUGGACCUGGGCCUCAUUGCCGCCUCCUACACCAUGAUCCUCCGGGCCGUCUUCCGGCUCUCGUCACGGGACGCUCGCGCCAAGGCCCUGGGCACCUGUGCGGCCCACACCUGCACCAUCUUGGUCUCCUAUGUGCCCGCCCUCUUCACCUUCCUGACCCACCGGAUUGGCCGCCACGUGCCUCCGUAUAUCCACAUCCUGCUGGCCUGCCUCUACCUCCUCCUGCCGCCCAUGGUGAACCCCCUCGUCUAUGGGGUGAAGACCCAGCAGAUCCGCCAGAGGGUGCUUGGCCUUUUUGGCCUAGGGCAAAAGGGGCCUGAAAACCACUAGACACCUCUUUGCCCUCCUGGGUGCCAAGCCGGGCCCUGCCAGGCACGGUGCCUCUCCCACAAUGCUGGCAUUUGGACAGAAACCACGAGAGGGGGCCACGAAUGUUUGCUUUCAUUUUAUUUAUCUCAUGUCUCUUUCCAGUUAUUUUUAUUAGUAAAUAAGGUAAGCCAAAGGUUCUCUCCUUAUGAACCUCGUGGGACU
This is a messenger RNA of Lacerta agilis (Sand lizard), 1413 nucleotides long. Its product is annotated as putative olfactory receptor 52P1. Gene Ontology annotation, biological process: G protein-coupled receptor signaling pathway. Bases 1 to 1212 code for a protein of 403 amino acids. The record is from RefSeq and is a predicted model, not a curated record. NCBI's taxonomy places the organism in Eukaryota, Metazoa, Chordata, Lepidosauria, Squamata, Lacertidae. Gene Ontology annotation, cellular component: membrane. The transcript is spliced from 2 exons. Gene Ontology annotation, molecular function: olfactory receptor activity; G protein-coupled receptor activity.